Messenger RNA from Lineus longissimus, 627 nucleotides. RefSeq lists its product as uncharacterized. The coding region runs from base 1 to 627 and encodes 208 amino acids. NCBI's taxonomy places the organism in Eukaryota, Metazoa, Nemertea, Pilidiophora, Heteronemertea, Lineidae. The record is from RefSeq and is a predicted model, not a curated record. The transcript has a single exon.
AUGAUUGUGCUGUUUUACAUCAAGAACGAGUCAAAGAGAUACCAGACCUUUGUAGCCAAUAGGGUGGCUAAAAUUCAUAAGAGUACUGUGUCCACUCAAUGGAGGCAUGUACCCACUGAUCAGAAUCCCGCUGAUGAUGUAUCCAGGGGUAUGACAGCUGAGGAGUUGAUUACCAGCGACAGGUGGGUGCAGGGACCAGAGUUCCUCAAGAAGCCAGAAGCCGACUGGCCAAAACAACCCGACAUAAUUGAAGAGAGCCAGGCCAAAGGGAUGGAAGAGGUCAAAGCUGAGGUGAAGGUCUACCAUGCUUCCAGAGAGAACCCUAACGAUCCUAUCGGCAGGAUGGUAAAACACUAUUCCUGCUGGUACAGGCUAAAGAAAGGAGUGGCGUGGAUGCGUUUGAAGAAGCUGCUACGCAAGAGACUCAAGGACAAAGAUGAUCAGGCAACCCCAGCCUCUCCCCGUGAUAGCCUCACGGUGAGUGAAUUGCGAGAAACCGAGCGGGAGGUCCUGAAAUUCGUGCAAAGAGAAGCAUUUGACGAUGUCCAGUCAAAGCGCAGUGUACUGAGGAAGCUGAAUCCCAUAUUGGAUGCAAAUGGUGGUGAGUGGUCGCCUCAGAAACUCUAA